This is a messenger RNA of Dermatophagoides farinae (American house dust mite), 3104 nucleotides long. It is a transcript of the gene Vha100-1, whose product is annotated as V-type ATPase subunit a family protein Vha100-1. NCBI's taxonomy places the organism in Eukaryota, Metazoa, Arthropoda, Arachnida, Sarcoptiformes, Pyroglyphidae. Gene Ontology annotation, biological process: vacuolar acidification; proton transmembrane transport. Gene Ontology annotation, molecular function: ATPase binding; proton-transporting ATPase activity, rotational mechanism. Gene Ontology annotation, cellular component: vacuolar proton-transporting V-type ATPase, V0 domain; vacuolar proton-transporting V-type ATPase complex; plasma membrane. The record is from RefSeq and is a predicted model, not a curated record.
AUGGAUGGAUGGAUGGAUUCAAUCACAAGCUGCUCUUUAAUCAUCAAGCGGCAGAUCUAUUUCAUUAAAUCGUCAUAAUUUAUUUGUUUUUUUCCUCUUAAUUUUAAUGCGAUAAUCGACCAGAAAAAAAACAGUACAGAAGCUAUUCAUUUUCACAUCAUCAUCAUCAUCAUCCAUUACCAUUGUUGUUACAUAUGGUAAAUAUUUUCUCCUCGAAAAAACUCGAAAUUUUCAUCUGUCAAUUUGAUUCAGAAACUGACCACCAUCAUCACCGAAAAUGGGUUCAUUAAUGCGAUCAGAAGAAAUGAAAUUCUGUCAGAUGUUAUUACAAUCUGAAACAGCUUAUAAUUGUAUAUCUGAAUUGGGUGAACUUGGCCUCUGUCAAUUUCGUGAUGUUAAUCCAAAUGUAAAUGCUUUUCAACGAAAAUUUGUUAAUGAAAUUCGUCGUUGUGAUGAAAUGGAACGUAAAUUACGUUACCUGGAGAAAGAGAUACGUAAAGAUGGCAUUGAAAUAUUGAUGAUUGGUGAUCCACCGGAGGCACCGCAACCACGUGAAAUGAUUGAUUUAGAAGCAACAUUUGAAAAAUUGGAAAAUGAAUUGAAAGAAGUGAAUGCAAAUGCAGAAGCAUUGAAGAAAACAUUUCUGGAAUUGACCGAAUUGAAACAUAUUCUCAAACAAACACAACAAUUUUUCGAUGAGGUUGAUCAAAUGCAGAUGCAUGAUACAAGUAUGGGCGAUGAUAAUAUCCAUCUAUUGGGCGAUGAAGGAUUACGUGCCGGUGGACAAGGACCAUUAAAACUUGGAUUUGUUGCCGGUGUUAUACUACGAGAACGUAUACCUGGAUUCGAGCGAAUGUUGUGGCGUACAUGUCAUGGAAAUGUUUUCCUAAAACAAGCAUCAAUCGAUACACCAUUGGAAGAUCCAUAUACUGGUGAUAAUGUUUAUAAAUCGGUGUUUAUCAUCUUUUUCCAAGGUGAACAAUUGCAGACUAAAGUGAAGAAAAUAUGUGAAGGUUUCCGUGCAACAUUAUAUCCAUGCCCGGAACGUGUAACUGAUCGUCGUGAAAUGAUUACAGGUGUCAUGUCACGUAUCGAAGAUCUCAAUACUGUGCUAUCACAAACACAAGAACAUCGUUAUCGUGUUCUAAUGGCUGCUGCUAAAAAUGUUCGUAAUUGGUUUAUAAAAGUACGAAAAAUCAAAGCUAUCUAUUAUAUAUUGAAUAUCUGUAAUCUUGAUGUGACAACCAAAUGUUUGAUCGCUGAAUGUUGGGUACCAACAUCGGAUUUUGAACGUGUUUGUCAAGCUGUUCAUAAUGGUUGUUCACGAUCUGGAUCUACAAUUCCACCAGUUAUAUCACCAAUGGAACCAAAAGAAACGCCACCAACCUAUAAUCGAACCAAUAAGGUUACUAGUGGAUUUCAGAAUAUUGUCGAUUCAUAUGGUGUAGCUACAUAUCGUGAAAUUAAUCCAACACCAUUCACAAUAAUAACAUUUCCAUUUUUAUUUGCCGUUAUGUUUGGUGAUGCUGGUCAUGGCUUGUUAAUGGCAGUAUUUGCUGCAUGGAUGGUAUUGAAAGAACGUAAUCUUCAAUUACAAAAAAAUCCAAAUGAAAUAUGGCUAAUGUUUUUCAAUGGGCGUUAUAUGAUUUUAUUGAUGGGAUUAUUUUCCAUUUACACUGGUCUCAUGUAUAAUGAUAUCUUUUCCAAAUCAAUCAAUAUAUUUGGUUCAUCAUGGAAGGUGAAUAAGAUUAAAAAUCUCAAGGAUCCUUAUAUAUCAUUGGAUCCAGAAAAUAAAACAAGUACAUAUCUAUUUGGUAUUGAUCCGGUUUGGCAAUUGGCAUCGAAUAAAAUUCUCUUCCUGAAUUCAUACAAAAUGAAACUAUCGGUCAUAAUGGGAGUGGCACAAAUGUUUUUCGGUGUUCUACUAAGCUAUUUUAAUCAUCGAUUUUUCGCAAAACAAUUGAACGUAUUGUGUGAAUUUAUUCCACAAGUUAUAUUUAUGUUGAGCAUAUUUGGCUAUAUGAAUCUAUUGAUCUUUGUUAAAUGGAUGAAAUAUGAUCAUUCAAAAGCUAGUGAUGCACCAUCCAUAUUGAUCAAUAUGAUCAAUAUGUUUCUAAUGAAAUAUGUGGAUGAGGAUGAUAAAACGCAGCCAAUUUAUCUAAAAACAUGGUAUAGUGGACAACGAUUCUUUCAAACAAUAUUAUUAUUAUCAGCAUUGAUGUGUGUACCAUGGAUGUUGGCAAUAAAACCAUAUUUAUUGAAGAAACAAAAUGAUUUAAAAUUACGUUAUCAUCCACCUGGUGAUCAAAUUAUUGCGCAAACAAAUGGUGAAACUGUAGCUGUACAAAUGGAAAAUGGACCGGCUAAAUCAUCUGGUGGUGGUCAUCAUGGUGGUGGUGGUAGUCAUGAUGAAACGUUUGAUAUGGGUGAAAUUGUUGUUCAUCAAGCUAUACAUACGAUUGAAUAUUGUUUAGGUGCUAUAUCGCAUACUGCUUCGUAUCUACGAUUAUGGGCACUUUCAUUGGCUCAUGCACAACUUAGUGAAGUACUAUGGUCAAUGGUAUUUCGUAUAGGUCUACAAGGUGAAGGCAUUAGUGGUGGUAUAUUCAUGUUUGUCGUAUUUGCAUUCUGGGCAUCAUUAACCGUUUCCGUACUAUUGGUUAUGGAAGGUUUAAGUGCAUUUUUGCAUGCAUUACGUUUACAUUGGAUUGAAUUUCAAAGUAAAUUCUACACUGGUACUGGCUAUGCUUUUUCACCAUUUUCAUUCAAAGAAAUUUUACUGAAUCCAACAGAAAGUGGUGAUACUAUCUAUAAUUGAUUGAAUGAAUAUCAUCAUCUAUCUAUAACAACAACGUUGUUGUUGUUGUUGUUGUUGUUGUCGUCGAAAAUUGAAUGAAUUUUACUAAUAAUAGCAAAAUAAUACUCUCACUCCACACGGGUCGAGUAAUAAUAAUACACAAGUGAAAGAAUAUUUAUCUAAAAAAAAAAUUUGAUUUUUUUUGUCUGUUUAUUUGUUUGUUUGUUUAAUGUUUGAUUCACACCAUAAUUCAAGUAGCUUUAAAAUUGUCUAAUAAUAAUCUGAGAAACAAAAAAAAAUGAAUUUC